Messenger RNA from Carassius gibelio (silver crucian carp), 5820 nucleotides. Its product is annotated as gastrula zinc finger protein XlCGF57.1. Gene Ontology annotation, molecular function: RNA polymerase II cis-regulatory region sequence-specific DNA binding; DNA-binding transcription factor activity, RNA polymerase II-specific. The record is from RefSeq and is a predicted model, not a curated record. The transcript has 3 exons. The coding region runs from base 331 to 1530 and encodes 399 amino acids. Gene Ontology annotation, biological process: regulation of DNA-templated transcription. NCBI's taxonomy places the organism in Eukaryota, Metazoa, Chordata, Actinopteri, Cypriniformes, Cyprinidae.
GGAUUUUAACUGUUUAAAACAUUGAAAUCGAUACAAAUUGUUCAUUCUAUUUUAGUUUUAACAAUCGAUCUGUAAUUAUUUAUUAUUGGCGUUGUAAUGCUGUAUCAGCUCACUAAAUCAUGAAUCCGUUUAUUAUAAGCACAUACUGAGCCACUGACGUGUAGAGAUGAGGGAAACUGAGCUUUUGAUUCAAAGCAAAGGAAUCAGUUCACGCUGUCGACACCCGCUGGUCAGAAAGGAGAACUUUCACAGACAACAAAAUGUCUUCUAGAGUAAAAUGGCAGUGUCCAAACACAGAAUAAAAUCCUGAGAUCCAUGUGACAUCCUGUUAUGAAGAUGGCAUUAAUUAAAGAGGAGCGUGGAGACAUGAAGAUUGAAGAAACAUUCAGAGCAAGACAAGAAGAUCCCAAUGAACUAACAGAACUGAUGUCACUGAAAGAGGAGCGUGACAUGCUGACUGAUAUGGAAGAGAAAGAUCAAUAUGAGAAACAUCAUGGUUUGAUAACUGGAGAUGAAUCUUUUAGUUGCUCACAGACUGAGAAUAUUUCCUCAGGAAAGAUAGCUCAUCAAAAGAUAGGAACAAUAAGUUAUUUUGCCUGCUUUCACUGUGGGAAGAGUUUCAGUCAGCAUGAAAACCUCCAGGUCCACCUAAAACUUCACACUAGAGAGGAGUCUUAUACAUACCCUCAAUGUGGAAAACAAGAUGGGAAACUUCAAGUCCACAAAAGAUUUCACACUGGAGAGAGCCCUUUGACCUGCCAACAAUGUGGUAACAUAUUUACUCAAAAAGGAAGCCUUAACAGGCACAUGAGAAUUCACAUUGGAGAGAAGCCUUACACGUGCUUUCAGUGUGGAAAGAGUUUUGAUCAACAUGGGAAUCUUAAGGUCCACAUGAGAGUUCACACUGGAGAGAGCCCUUUCACCUGUCAACAGUGUGGAAAAAGUUUUAGCCGAAAAGGAAACCUAAAUUAUCACAUGAGAGUUCACACUGGUGAGAGUCCUUUCACCUGUCAACAUUGUGGAAUAAGUUUCACUGUGAAAGGAAGCCUUACCAGGCACAUGAGAAUUCACACUGGAGAGAAGCCUUACACAUGCCCUCAGUGUGGAGAAAGUUUCGAACAGCAUGGGAACCUUAAGGUCCACAUGAGAAUUCACACCGGAGAAAAUCCCUACACAUGCCCUCAGUGUGGAAAGAGUUUCGAUCAACACUGGAACCUUAAAGUCCACUUGAGAGUUCACACUGGAGAGAAGCCUUACAAAUGCACUCAGUGUGGAAAGAGUUUCGAUCGACAUGGAAACUUUAAAGCCCAUGUGAGGGUUCAUACUGGAGAGAAGCCUUACACAUGCACUCAGUGUGAUAAGAGUUUCACUCAAAAAGGACACCUUGAAGUCCACAUGAGAAUUCACACUGGAGAGAAGCCUUUCACCUGCCAACAAUGUGGAAAAAGUUUCAGCCGAAAAGAAAUCCUUGACAAGCACGUGAACAUUCACACUGGAGAGGAUGAGUUUAGAUCCACAUGGACAUCUUAAAGCCCACAUGAAAACUCACACUGGAGAGAAACAUUUAUAUUUGGUCAGUGUGGGAAGAGUUUACGAUAUAAUGCAUCCCUUAAUUACUACAUGCAGAUUCACCUAACCCCUUCUAAGCUGUUCAAGGUCUUUUUAAUGCCAAAUGACAUUUGCUAAAAAUAUAUAUUUAAAAAAAAAAAUGUUCCCUUUAUCAAAAUGUCAAGAGACUUUGUACGCCUGUGGACACUUGCUAUCUUUACAGCUAAAAAAAAAAAAUAAUUGGAUUGAUAUUUUGUUGUAUGUUAGUGUGGGAGGGGAAAAAAAGUCACACUCAGGAUGUUUGAAAUGACCCCACAUUGAAAUGAAUGGGGAAAUUAUAAAAUUAUUACUUUUUAUUUAUAAUUUGUCCAAUAAAAUCACUAAAUCCGCCACAAUGCAGAACACAAAAUGCACAAAAAUGUGACAACCCUUCCACUGAUCCACUAUGUGGAACACUCUACCCCCUAAAAAUCACCCAUUGAAAUAAAUGGGAUACUAUAUAAACUAAUUUCUGUUACAUAAUUUGUCAAAAAUGACAGUUACAAUGCAGAAAACAAAAACUAAAGGUGUGACACCACAACACAUCCUUGAUAGAGGAAAAGUACACCCACCCAAUGCCCCCCAAAUUCACUCAUAAGAAAUGAAAAAGUUGCAUGACAUAAUUUGUAGGGGUGCUCCGAUUGAUCAGCUAAUGAUCACUAUCAGCCGUUAAUUGUUUUGGGAUGUUUGAUCAGCAGUCUCUAAAUAGCCUGCUUCAAAUCACAUUGCGUCUGCACUUUAAGCGAGCUGCACAUUAAACACAGUAAUUAUCACUUGCAGAAUCGAGGCAGUGUCGAAUUGUUACAAAAUUGUAUACAUUUCCGUGCCCUCAUGCACACUCGCACCUCAUACACAUAAUGCCAGGUUCACAUUUCUCUGUUUGCAGUGUGUAUGUGGUGCAUAUUUUUUCUGUGCUUAUGUUAAAAAGAUUGAAGCGUUCACACUACACCCAGCAGUGCGUUCCAGUCAUGUUGCAUCUGCAGCAGUAGAUUAUUUUUGGUAAAUAUGAACAUGGAUUGACACAAAAAUUUUAUUUCACAAUACAUGCAUAUUAAUGCUAUAUUUAUUAUUGCGUUUAAACACGUCUAUUUAUGAUUGUAUUACUGCACUGUUUAAAAAAAGAAAAAGAAAAGAAAAGAAUCACAAUGCUGAAAAAAACUUUCAGUAACAAUGUUUAGAUUUAAAAUCAAAAUAAUGGAUAAAUGUGUUUGUAGAAAACAGCCUGUGCUGUGCGUAAGCUAAUGCGCAACAAUUGCACGAUUGUCAAAACAAAAGUGCAGUGCAUGAUCAAAUAUUUAGGUGAGAAAAAUAUGUUAUAUGUCUUACAAAUUGAAAUAUAAUAGAAUGUCUUAAAAAAUCCCCUCUCAGAAGUCACCUAAGAGAGGAAUUCAUUUUCAAAAAUGAAAUUCAGACCCUGAAUAAAUGUCUAAAAAUAUUGAUUGGAUCAUCACUGUAAAUAAUUCUACAUGAUAAAAAGAAGGCUUUAAAAAUAUCGGUAUCUGUGAUUGUAUCGUCAGAUACUGCUUUCAGUUAUCGGUGAUCUGCCUCAAAAAUCCUGAUCAGAGCAUCCCUAAUAAUUUGUUAAAUAAAAAUCUACAAAGCUACAAUGCAGAAACAUACACAGAAAUGAUAGAGUGACACCACAGCACAUCCACGAUAGAGAACGAAUGCAAACACACACACUAAUACACACAUAUAACACCAUAUUCAGGUUUGGCUGUAAUUGUUGCAUGUAAUUGCAAAAACUGAUACUUCAGUGCUAAAAACUAAAUGUGCUAAACCUUCACAAAGAGUAAUUUGUCAUUAUAAUAAUUAUUUCAUUAUGUCUUAACAUAAAUCUAAAAUAAAAACAAAAUAAAAAAAUUGAGAAAAUGUCUAUGUGACUCUUAUGUGGAAAUAACAAAUGAACCAUUGAGUAAUGCUGUAGAGCCAUUGGGUUGCUGUAGUUUAAUUUCUUUCUUCUUCUUCUUCUUCUUCUUUUUUGUCCAUUAAACAAAUUAGAAAUGUGGGUCUUCUUUAAAGUGAAUUUUCCAUAAAAAAAGUAUAAUUUUGUACAAUAAAAAGAAAACAGAUAGAAUAGAAAAGAAGAAUGGAGCAAGCUAGUGUUAAAGGCCUUUUCUGCUUUUGUUAAAUAAUGAAUAAAAAAAGCAGAUAGCAUACAAUAUUUUUUUUUUUUUUUUAAAGCAGUAAAUGAAUAGAGUGCAAGUUUAAAAUUGACACUUUUUUAUAAUAAUAGAAUUAGAAUAGAGAAUGCUAAAGUUAGAGGGCCAAAUAAAGAUGGAAGAGAUGUGUUUUUAGCCGGCUCUGAAGAUGGCUAAGGACUCAGAUAAUCGGAAAAAUAGUACUUUAUAUCUCCCAAAACACAGCUUAAACGUAUAGGUAAGAAGUAAACAACAACAACAAAAAGAUAUAUAAUUUGUAUUAUUAAAAUGUAUAUGUGUGUGUGUGUGUGUGUAUGUGUAUAUAUAUAUAUGUAUGUAUAGUGAGUCAAUUUUCACCAUUAUUGGCUUGGUUGUUUUGACACACUGCGGCCAAACAAUUCUAUUCAAUUCAAGUUUAUUUGUAUAGUACUUUUUACAAUUCAAAUCGUUAUAAAGCAAAUUUACAGAAAAUUACAUUUCUACAAUAUUUAGUAAUAGCUUAUAAGUGGUGACUGUCAGUUUGUGUGCACAUGAUAGACAUUUUCAGAAAAAUUAAUACAUGACGUAGUCAGCCAGACGAUGAACAUUAUUAACAGCAAUUAUUAUAUGAUGCAGUCACACUUGUAGCAAUAUUUGUUAGUUCUGUUGUUGAUUCAGGGUUACUGUGUAACCCUGACAAACAGCUGUGUUCAAACACCUUAUACGUUCCCCAUUAAAAGAGAGAUGUUUUAUAUGUCAUCUGUGUGGAAUAAGUCUCAUUGUAUCACAAUUUGCAGAAACAAAGCUAAUUUUAAAGGUCAGAAAAUCUUAAAGGGUUGUUUAUGUGUAUAUAUAUAUGAUUUGCACACACGCACAAAUAAAAUGUGGAAAAAUUAUUUUCAACUUUCGUUCUGACCCUGUCUCUAAAACAACCUGUUUGUAGGGUGCAUGUCCUUUCAGGAUUGUCGUUAAUUGGCCACUGUUGGCUAACGUCACUUCAAAGGAAACAGUAUAAACACCCCUCGCUAUUUUGUGUGUUUUGGUGAUAUGAUAAUGAUAAAAAAGAAAAAAAAAGACUUGAGCACAUGGACUGUCAGAAAGCAAAAGUGCAUGUGUAUACUAUAUCCAGUGUAGAAAAGAUAGUGGCAAUAUCUUUGCUAUUAGUGAUGCACUACUCGCAUUCAGCUCAUCAAGUGUCAGCCAUUAAGCAAGUAAACACCAAUGGGCAGGGCCUAUGGUGAGAAGAUGACUGCUCUGGAGGCAGUGUUUAUGCAAAUGAUUGUGCCCAGGUGAUGUCACCUUAUAGCCCCUUUCACACUGCACGUCGGACCCGCAAUAUUUCCGGAACAUUGCCGGGUCGCCUUCUGUGUGAAAGCAACCACGUCCUGGGAUCGAUUACCGAAUUUAACCCGGGUCGGGGACCUAGUAACAUUGGGGGGUUCGACCCGGGACGAGUGCUGUGUGAACAAAAGCCAGAUCUAAUGCCGUGUCGAAGUGAUGACGCGCGAUAUCGCGUGACUCUUUUACCGGCUGUUUUGAAGGAAGAUCAACGUUCGCGAUGAAAACACAUCUGCAAACUAUAAUGAAGCAGAGAUCAGUUAGUUCCUCACUUACCGCGCUGACGCCGAGAUCGUUUGCUUGCUUCAGUGAAAAUAUAACGUGCCUAGCGUUGUCGACUCGUACAUUACUCGUCACACGCUGAUGUCACGUGUCGUUACGGGAUCUUCAAGGGUUGUGUGUGAAAGCACGCACAUAUACCGGGUCAUCACUGGCAGUGUGAAAGUGCAAAAUCUAGCGACCAGGGAACAAUUGCAGGAACACUUUACCCCUGUAUUUGCCGGAAUGGCAGUGUGAAAGGGGCUAUACCUCAGAUCCAAAACGAGCCAUUUUUUGGAACUUGACUAAAUAAAUGCUUCGUUCAUAAUUAGGAGGAUGUUUUAAGCUUUGAAACAUGCAGGAUGUUUUAAUGGUAAAAAUACCUAUGCUAAAAGAUUAAGACAAAUUUGAUUUCUCAUGUCAAGACCUCUUUAAAAAGAGUCAUAAAAUACAGUUUCAUAUGUUCCUUGAGGUUAGUUUUUGAACCUCUAUGAAGGUUUUUUUUUUUUUUUUUUUU